Chelonoidis abingdonii (Abingdon island giant tortoise) is the source of this 1932-nucleotide messenger RNA. The record is from RefSeq and is a predicted model, not a curated record. NCBI's taxonomy places the organism in Eukaryota, Metazoa, Chordata, Testudines, Testudinidae.
GCUGCACGCCCGUAUACAGUUCAGCAACCUCGGCGAGAACAGCCCCGGCUGCUGCUGCGGCUGCCACUCGGGUUAUUUCCUCUGGGCUCAGCUGCAGCCUGCAGAGCUCUGCAAAGGGGAGGGGUUUCUUCGCUCCCUCCCUCCCGAGGGGGGUCCUGUCCCAGUCCCAGCCCCAGCGAUGGGACGGGAGUCAGGACCAGCUCGGGGCCGGUUGCAUUGAAAGCAAACCGCGACGGCUCCACGCGAGGCGAGAGCGCUGGCAGGAUGCCCCGGGCUGGCGCCCCCGCUCCCAGCUGUCAGUGAACGAGCGAAGCUUUGCGGCCGGGAUGUUCAGCUGGCACAAGAGCUUCACCCUGGGAGCGCCCUGGAGACAAGCAGGCAAGAAGAACCCAUCAUCCAAGGGCAAGGUAGUGCUGACCAACAUGAAGAUACUGAGCAACGAAGAGAGUCAAACCCAGGGGUUGACAGGAGAGCCACCUGCAGCCAUGGACUUUCCAGAGGAAUCCAGGCUUCCCAAAGUCGACAUCUCAUUAGAAUGCCAGGGAAAUCUGGGCACAAGAGACAUUUCUUCAAAACCAGACUAUGUGGCCACCCUGUCUGACCUCAGCACCUUAGAGUCCAAGUGCCAGCUUCACAGAUUCUCCAAAUUUGAAUCAGAGGAUUCUGGGGUUGAAUUGCCAAGUGGAGCCAAUUCUCCAUCUACACCAACAGGCUCAGAGAAGAGCUUUGUGCUUCAUACCAGAGACUCGUCUUGUGACUCUGGAGUGCUCAGCACCUCUUCUUCUCCAGGAAUUGACCAUGUCAUAAUGAGAAAGUGUAAAGUCAUCAGAGAAACCAGCCAGUGUGCUUCAGAUAGUGAAAAGCAAGUUGAAUAUUACAGCCAGGCAGCAGAUGUGGCAAAGAUCCCUACAGCUUCCCUGGAAGAUUUCAGUGACCGUCAGGAGGGAGAAAGUCCUAAUAAACUUUUUGGCCAAAGUGAAGGACAAUAUUUUGAAGAGAAACCCAGGAAAGAGAUAGACCUUUCCAUUAAAGAAACUCCUCCAGCUGCUGCCCACAUAGAAGAGCAAAGGUCAAUCACCAACCGUUACAAAGAGACCUUUGGGAGGAUGCAAGAACUUCAGCUCCAUGGACAUCAGCUCAAAAAGUAUCCCACGAGCGACAGCCUGGAUGAGUACAUGGAUGAGUGCUGUCGAUUAAGUGAGGUAAGAAACCAGACAUGCAAAUUGGAAUGCUACACUCAGGGUGUUGCACAGGACUCUUUGUGCCAGUCUUUCUGGACUCUCAGCCGUUCCUCCAGCAGCCUCCUUCAGGAACUCUUCAGCAACUCCCCCAGCUACUGUCUUUCCUUUCAUGAGGCCAAGGAGUAUUUUCUGCAGCACUGUUCCUGUGGAGCUGCCAGCAUCUUGCUCAACUCAUACCAGGAGGUGAAGAAACUUUUUACUGGGAGGAGCAGACCGCACAGUCUCUUGGUUCAGAGUGGAAACCAGUCCGACCUUUCGAUCAUCCCAGAAAAAGGAAGUGACACACACCUGGAAUCAGGAGAUAGACAGCUGGUGCUGGGGCUCAGGAAGACCUGGAGUAAAAGGAGCAAUGAGAAGAAUGACCUCAGAGAUGCCUAUAAUCUGACUGAUGGCCGAGCUUUCCUGCUAAAGGACCCAAUGAUGAAAAAGGGGGCUGACCUCGGCAAGAGUAUCCCAGGUGAAAGCCACGCUUGGGGCAGAAUGAGGGAUCUCAUGAAGAAGACCAGGCUGAGGAACCAGAGCAAGUUGGGGCUGUCAUCCGCAGCUCUGAAGAGGUCCUGCCCACAGCUCUACAGGCCAGAUGUUAAGACUUCGGAUCGGAGGAAGAUGGAGAGGAACUCCAUGAUUGUUCUGAGACAAAGCACAAAGAAUGAAAAUGUCUGGCCUUUCUGAGCAUCUGAAUCCAAUGGAC